UUAGGGACUCUAGAUUUGAGAGGAGCUUCUUCCGAGUUCAUAGAUUUGCAGGAAGGUCGUUAACAGUGGUGUUUUGAGAAUUCGUGCGGAGUUCACGUUCAUUCGCCGGUGUCCAUUGGAGGGAAAGUGUUCUGGCUUUCGAUCGAGUUUUCGUUCCUAGGAUCUGAUUCAAAACAAUGAGCAAGUACUGAUUGGGGAGAUACCUUGAAGAUUUCCUAUCCUGCAUUACUUGUCUUUAUAACAGACCUCUACUCCCUCCUUCUUAUUUGCAUUUGUUAAGGUGAUGAGGAGUUCAAGAGAAUAAUUAUAUGGAGGGUGAGGCUCAACGGUUAGUGUCUUUCCGGUUAAACCGGCGUGGAGACCGGAGUAAUCAAACACCACGUUCUAAAGAUGUCGAAGGUGGUUUAUUUUUGCCUGAGAGACUGCCGCAGGAUUAUCCAAUGAAAAUCAAUUGGAAGAGGGGGUUUGUUCAGUUGGUUCUUGUUGCUGGCAUCGUGUGGAUGUUACUCAUCCUUUCCGUAUUGUUAUUUCAUGUUUGGUCAUGCCAAUCCUCGUUGGCAUUCUUUUCAGCCAUCUGUAAGAAACACAGCAAGUUAUAUAUUGCGUUAGACACAAUGGGACUUGUACCAAAACCACAACACCGCUGUGAGAUUCCUCUUGCAAAUGAUCCCAGCAGUGUAGUUAUUCCAGAAGGAAGAACUCCUGAUGUGAUUCUUAAGAAUCUCUCCUACGUCAUGGAGGAUGAGCUAGUGAAUAAUGGAUCUCUGUCCUCACCACUAUUUGGAGGUCAUCAAAACUGGUCCCAGAGAGAUGAGAGUUUUAAAGCACAAACUAACAUGAAGGUGCACUGUGGAUUUAUUAGAAAUGGCGGUGCUGAAAUGGUUCCUUCAGACAUCAAUUAUGUUAAGAAGUGUAGAUUUGUCGUUGCAUCUGCAAUUUUUGAUGGAUAUGAUGUACCACAUCAGCCUUCAAAUAUAAGUGACCGAUCUAAGAAGCUUUUCUGUUUUCUUAUGGUGGUUGAUGAGGUAACUCUCGAUUUUAUAAAAAGUAAUGUUACUGUUGAAGAGGAUCUCGAUGGUGGACCAUGGGUAGGCAUCUGGCGGCUUGUGCUACUCAAGCAUCCACCUUAUGAUGAACCUCGAAGAAAUGGGAAGGUUCCCAAGAUUUUAACCCACAGGUUGUUCCCUGAAGCGCAAUACAGCAUUUGGAUUGAUGGUAAAAUGGAGUUGAUAGUUGAUCCUUUGCUAAUCCUAGAAAGAUACUUAUGGCGUGAGAAGUAUACUUUUGCCAUUGCUCAGCAUAAACAUCAUCGCAGUAUAUAUGAGGAGGCUGAUGCAAACAAAAGGAGAAAGCGCUAUGCACGACCACUGAUUGAUCUUCACAUGAAAAUAUAUCGGUACGAAGGGAUGGAGCCAUGGAGUUUGAAGAAAAGCACUCCAAGUGAUGUCCCGGAGGGAGCUGUCAUCAUUCGGGAACAUACAGCAAUAAACAAUUUGUUUAGCUGCUUGUGGUUCAAUGAGGUGAACCUCUUCACACCAAGAGAUCAGCUGAGUUUCGGCUACGUAGUGUACAGGUUGGGGGAGUUGUUCAAGUUCUUCAUGUUUGAGAAUUGUGAGUACAAUUCACUUUUUAUAUUGCACCCACAUACCCGUGAGCAUUCCUCCAAAAUAGAGUGGGUAAAGAACCUGACUGAGUUGGAGGGAAAGGGUGGCAAAUUGAGGGAGAGUAGAGGUGGAUUAGGCUUGUGGACUCCUUAUCCCGCGGACCUUAAUUCUGUUGUGCUGCCGCCAGUAGCGAGAACAUCAAAAGCAGGCUGAGGAUGAAUGUUAUUGAUGUCUUUUUUGUUGUAACAUUCUUUCUCAACACUUGUAUGCCCUCUAAAAUUUAUGUGAAUGAACAGAUAGUCUCUCUCAAGAGUUUCUCAUUCAGUAGGAAACAAUAAAGAAAAGGCUGGGCAAUCAAACCCUUUUCAUCU
Messenger RNA from Tripterygium wilfordii, 1975 nucleotides. RefSeq lists its product as uncharacterized. The transcript has 8 exons. The record is from RefSeq and is a predicted model, not a curated record. NCBI's taxonomy places the organism in Eukaryota, Viridiplantae, Streptophyta, Magnoliopsida, Celastrales, Celastraceae. The coding region runs from base 309 to 1817 and encodes 502 amino acids.